Oncorhynchus nerka (sockeye salmon) is the source of this 1161-nucleotide messenger RNA. Its product is annotated as Golgi apparatus membrane protein TVP23 homolog B-like. The coding region runs from base 57 to 761 and encodes 234 amino acids. Gene Ontology annotation, cellular component: Golgi membrane. The transcript is spliced from 9 exons. Lineage: Eukaryota; Metazoa; Chordata; Actinopteri; Salmoniformes; Salmonidae. Gene Ontology annotation, biological process: protein secretion; vesicle-mediated transport. The record is from RefSeq and is a predicted model, not a curated record.
AUACACUUUGACCUAGUGCGUAACCCGGAAGUGUAGUCCCGUCUGCAGUUUUCACAAUGAUGAGACUGGAUGACAACGAUGAUGACGUCUCCCUGUUUGAUGCCGAGGAGGAUACAGGCAGAGGAAAGUCAAAGAAGACUAAAAUCAAGCAUCCAGUGGCCUCCUUCUUCCACCUAUUCUUCAGAAUGAGUGCCAUCCUGGUGUACCUGCUCUGUGAGCUCCUCAGCAGUAGCUUCAUCGCCUGCAUGGUCACCAUCAUCCUUUUCCUGUCAGCUGACUUCUGGACCGUUAAGAAUAUCACAGGCCGGUUGAUGGUAGGCCUGAGGUGGUGGAACCAGGUGGAUGACGAUGGAAAAAGCCACUGGGUGUUUGAGUCCAGAAAGAAUCUGAGGUUUUUGUGGGGUGGCUGCCGUCUGUUGAGAAACAACAUGCUCUUGAGUACAGGUGAUGAAGACAUGGAUGUGUCAUGGUAUGUUGGGGGGAAUUCAAAGCAGCUGGUGUCAGACUCCGAGUCGAGGAUCUUCUGGCUGGGUCUAGUCGUGUGUCCUAUCAUCUGGGUCUUCUUCGUCUUCAGCACCCUCUUCUCCUUCAAGAUUAAGUGGCUGGCCGUGGUGAUCAUGGGCGUGGUGCUACAGGGGGCUAACCUGUAUGGCUAUGUUCGCUGUAAAGUGGGCAGUAGGACGAACUUGAAGAACAUGGCUACUAACUAUUUCGGACGGCAGUUUCUUAAACAGACAAUGACUAACCAAGAGGAAUCAUAAAGAAGAACAUCGACUCUUAAGAUCUGAACAUAUGUUUGCAUUAUUCUGAAUGCCCUUGUAUAUCUGGAGUUUUACUAGCAACUAAUACUGAAUAGAAAUCUUUUGGGACAUUGCUUACCUUUGACGAGUUUUCCCAUUUUGAUACCAUUUCAAGAGAGAAAUAGCAUCAUUUGUAGAUAAGGUAAGUUUUUCCACUGUAGCUCUACUGACUCAAAGCAAAUCCCUUAUCUGCUUUGAUGUUUUGCAUAUUAUCCCGAGACUUUAUACCAUAACAAUGAAAUGUUGUUUCUGACUUGUAUUAUACAAACUUGUUGCCUGUAUAAUAUUUAUGGUUGUAAAUAUAGAACAUCAAGUUCAUGUGUUCAUGUUUUUGUGCAAAUACAUUUAUAACAUUUCAAAA